Molecule: messenger RNA, 3456 nt
Organism: Penaeus indicus
Lineage: Eukaryota; Metazoa; Arthropoda; Malacostraca; Decapoda; Penaeidae
Exons: 9
Coding region: 1-2550 (849 amino acids)
Biological process (GO): protein phosphorylation; signal transduction
Cellular component (GO): cytoplasm
Molecular function (GO): ATP binding; protein kinase activity
Source: RefSeq, a predicted model, not a curated record
AUGUCGAUGACCUUGAGCAAGCGUGACCUCUUGACCCAGAUGGUAUCGCAGACGAAACAACAUCGUCAACAGAUCAGGAGUCUGGAGAACGAGCUGGAGCGCCUUCGGUCGGGAGACGUGCUCAACAAGUGCGAGAUCGCCGCCGCGGACGUGGAGUGGCGCCCUGGAGACGUGGUGGGCGAGGGGUCCUUCUCCACCGUGUACCGAGGACACUACUGCGGGACGGACGUGGCGGUGAAGGAGCUGAAAUUCAAGCUCUCGCAGGACGACAAGAAUUACUUCCGCUCCGAAGCUGCUCUCCUACAGCAGCUGCACCACCCGCGAGUCGUCCUUAUGAUGGGCGUGUGCACGACCGCUGCACGACCUUUCAUGCUCCUGGAGUACCUGGCGGGUGGGACGCUCUACAACCUCAUUCAUAAUUCCCCGCGUGACAAGCUGGACCACGCGGCUUACUUUGUGGUGGCGAAAGACGUGGCUCAAGGCAUGAACUACCUCCACAAACACGAACCUCAGGUUCUCCACUUAGACCUUAAGUCCAUGAACGUGCUCCUCGAUUCGUACUACCGGGCCAAGAUCGCAGAUUUCGGCUUCUCCAUCCUGAAGCGGUCUCGCGCGGGGUCGCCGGCUCAGCGUGGCUCUAUCAGAGGCACACCUGCUUGGAUGGCACCAGAACUCCUGACGAAGGGAGACGUAUCUGCCAAGUGUGAUGUAUACAGUUACGCCAUCAUCCUGUGGGAGAUGUUGACGGCUAGCCACCCCUUCAGAGGCUUAGAUAUAUUCCAGAUUAUGGAAACCAUUGAAUCGGGCGGCCGUCCCCACCUCCCUGUCGCCGGAGUGUCGCGGGAACUAAAGGAGCUAAUUACCUCCUGCUGGGCUCAAAAUCCUUCCCUGAGGCCGAGCUUUGAGGAAAUCCUUGGAGCACUGGACUCUGCCGCGGUCCCCACCUCCUGGCGUGGAGUCCUGCAGAAUGCUAACAUCGGCCCGUCUUUACUUGCUGAUGUUGGUGCUGCUAGAACUAUCAUUGGAGUUGUAGAGGAAAGUGUGGAAUUGAUACGGCGGCAGUUGCAGCAGCAGAGAGCGAUCAGAAAUAACGAAAUAGAUAACUUACCCAGAGACCGCCACAUUCCGGAGGUCCUUGAGGCGAUGGGUAUGGGGACGUCUGAUCCUGCCCGCUACCGCCCAGCGCGAGACGACGCCUCCCGCUCCCCGCCGAACGUCUCCCCGACCCGCCGCCUCUCGCCAGCGCGACGCUCAUCUCCCAGCAGACAGCCUCGUCCGCGGGAAGUCCUCGCUCCUCCUCAGCCCACGACCCGCAGUCCAGACCGCGGGCGGCAGCGGGAAUUGGUGCCAAGGGACGAGGGCCGGCGCCGAUCGCCGGACAAGAUGUCUCGUCCCCCCGUCAGCGACUCCGGCAGAAGGGUAGCGAGUCGAGAUCACAGUAUAGACCAGCGCGUGCCUCGGCAGGGAGUCAGUAGCGAGCGCGGCAGAGGGCGGCGCGGCGAGAGCAAAGAGCGAGGCGAUAGACGGCGCAGCGACAGGCGCAGCCCGGACAAGGAGCGAGACAGAGGAAGCCGAGAGCGAGAGAUAAGGACUAAGAAGGAACGCGGCUGGAAUCAGGGGCGAGACACGCGGGAUCGGCGGCAGGAGAGCAGAGACCGCGACAGCAGCAAAGUCCGAGACGGCCGCGAGCGACGGGACGACAGGCGGGCCAACAGGCCGCGCCGAGAACCCAAACAGAUCGUGGAGAGAAGCAGGAAUUUCAAGCAAAUGUACUCGCGCGACAGACGAGCCGCCAGCCUGGAAACCAGCGACGAGCGAGACCGCCGCUCAAGCAGCAACGAGAGGCGCUUCAGCAGCACCGACAGACACUCGGAACUCCGACGGGAAAUCCGAUACAAGAAACCAUAUAACCGCGAGCGCCAGCUGUCCGGCGACAAGAGAGCGCGGCUGAAGCGCCAGACCGAGAGUCGCGAGCGGCUGGCCGACAGUAGAGACAGCCUGGGCGAGAGUCCCAACGAAUCGUGGACGAGCCUGGAGGGCAGCAGCUCCGGGGGUUCCAACCACGUCCUGGACGAACCAGAGGACCCGCGACUCGAAAAGCGCGAUAGGAGGUACUCUUCCAGCCCGAGGCGACGCUCUCCAGAACGCAGCAGGUACUCCCCUAGUCCGCGAAGUCCCGAGCGCAGGCGCUCCUCGGACCGCCACCUAGACGCGGACUUCCGCCACAGCCCCGAAAGGUGGCCGCGAUCGUCCCGCAGUCCCCAGCGACGGCCCCGAGCUCGGUCGCCAGAGGUGCGCAGGGCAGAGUCCGGGUCGCGCGUCGGGCCUUUGGUCGUGACUUCGGAGCAGCUGUUGAGUCAGAAGCAGAGGCUGCGACCCGUCCGACCCGCGGCGCUCUCUGACCUGACUCACAUCCCCGAACACUCGCUCAACGACAUUUCCCUCAUCCUCAAGACGGCCAUCACGAAGAGACGCGAUGCCUUUGACGAGGCUCUUAGCGGCAGGGACUCGUACCGCUCGGACGAUAUGGACUGGUCCGACUGGCACUGACAGCCUAGCGGUGGACUUGGUUUAAAAUGAAAGGUGAUACAGCGCGGCUUUAUCUGUGCAGGGUAAAAGUUCUGCAGACGAUAACUACGACAAAUCACUUCCAGAAGCCAGACUGAUUUCUUUUUUUUUUUACAAAAUGCGUAUUUUCUUUGUACACAAUAACGUUCCUUUGCAUCUCCCAAAGGAACAUUAAAAAAAAUGAAUUAAAACUGUAUCCUUCAUAAUGUAAUAUAAAAUGAUUAUGUAGUUAGCUUUUGAUACCAGUGUACUGAUUUGCUCGUUGUGCAUGUAUAUAAUAUAAAUAUAGAGAGCUCGAGGGAAGAUCUAUUUUGAUACCGAAACAUCUUCACGGAGCAAGAAGGCCAGUAGCUAUUUGCAUAUUGGCUCGUUAUUCACUUUUUAGUAACUGGACCAUGAGUUCCAGCAAAAUCACAUUCCCUAUGGUUAUAUUUUUCUUAAUGUAUUUUUAUGACCGGAACCAAAUGUUUUAUUCUUUUGUGUAUAUAUGCGUGGAAAAUGUACGGCAAAAUAAUUUCCACAUUUCUAUGGUGCGUGAGAUUCUGCGCCCGUGUAAGUAAAGUGCUGUGUGUUUGAAUAAGAAAUCCUACAAUACCACAAAGUGAAAUGAAAAUACCCAUUAAUCUAAACAAUUUUCAGCGAUUUUUUGGGAGCUAGCGAUGUUCUUUGUAAAAGCACGUACAGUUGUGUGUUCUGUGGUGGCCUCUUUGUGCAUAUCCUAGAGUUAUGUACAGUUGCAAGAGGCCAUCCGUAAGUUACGCUGAACUUGCUUUGUUGUCCAAAGCAAAGUAGCAGCAUGACUGACUGAGAGGACUGUGUAUUUUCUAAGCAAUAUUUUAAGGCCGGCGAAAAGUCAGGCUACCAAUGUUAAAACUUUGGGUACUUUAC